AUGCCAAAAAGCCGUGCUAGUAAUGUGUGCUAUGUACCCAACCCAAUAGUUAAAAGGGUGCUAGAUGUAGAGAAAUGGUACGAAACGGGCCCUUUCAACGUUAUCCUUUGCUUAAAUCUGCUGGACCGAUGUGACCGACCUCAUACUCUGUUGAGACGUCUGAGAUCAUCCUUAGCUCCUGGUGGCCGCCUGAUUGUAGCACUAGUUCUUCCGUUCAGCCCUUAUGUGGAGGUCGGCGAACGGGGUGAUCAUAAACCAUCCGAAUAUUUACCAAUAAAAGGAAAUGGCUUAGAAGGUCAAAUUGCGAGUCUAGUUGAUAGAGUUUUUGCACCGUUAAGUUUGAGGUGCCUUGCAUGGAGUAAAUUACCAUAUCUUUGCGAAGGUGAUCUUGGUCAGUCGUAUUAUUUUCUUGAUGAUGUAAUUUUCGUUCUAGAAGCACAUCCUACUAAUAAGGAAUGCUGUGAAUUUUCAACAGAAACCGUUUCUGCAGUCUCGUAUGUUAGGAAUAACUAAAAUAACUCACUCCAUUUCCGAAUGGAUACACAAUGAUAGAAAUCGCAAACUAGCGGUAUAAUUUCGCUUCCAUUGUACUCCAUAUAAAAUAUGAAGGAACAAUACUAUAAAACCUCAACAGAGUUUUUAUAAUGAUGUUAAAUACGAAGUUAAUUGAAAAAGAACAUGAAUUUAUUAUAAAAGUGGAAAUGCAGAAGAAUAAUGUUAGAAGUGACACAUUGAUUAAAGUUUCUUCGGUAGCAAAAAUAAAACCGUACAUUGAUUAAAGAGCCACGUAACGAUACGUAGCCGUAAAUAUGAACAUAGAGUAAAUGAAAAGUACGAAAUUUAAAAUAUUUUAACGAACGUGAAUGUACAGAUAUCGCCGAUAUAUGUAAUAUUAGUGCACUGUGUGUAUUACUGAUUACACUGUCUAACAAAUUCUCAUGUCUUAUAGUUAUGUAAUACUAGUUAAGUACUUUAUAUAAUUUACCACGCUGAACACAAAUCUAGAGUUGGUAUUCCUUUAUCGGUAUUAUCGAUAUGUGAAAAAUACUUACAAAAUAUUUUGUUGAGUUCUGAAUCAUAUUAAACAUACACAUGUUAGUUAUAUCAUAUUCCUCAUAAGCUAAAUAUUGGCAAUAGUAUACAUAUAAUUUAGGCUUUCGUUUGUUGAGACGUGUGAAUACGUAGUUAGAAAAGUCGUUACUAGUAGGCUAUCAACAAAAUAGCGGUAAUCACCAGUAUCGUAAAUAUUCUAUUCAGUAAACGUGUACUAAAAUGCACAAAUCUCGUCCGGGCUUAAUUCAAUAUAAUAAUAUAGUACUAUACGCAUUGAUACUGCAACAAUAUUUCUUGCGUAGGAUGGAUACGGUUGUUGUAAAUGGCUCAUUCAAAAAAGAAGUAUAAAAUUAAGAUACGGUAACAAAAUUCAUUCUUUUUGCAAAAACACUAUUUCAUUUAUAUAUAACUUCAUCCAAAGAAAUACCACAAAUGUACGAUCUUUAAUUUGUCUGUGAAAAUUUCGAAUUUAGAGAAAAGAUUUCACAUUAAACUAAAUCGAUUUCACUGAUCAUGAGAAUAAGCAGAGCGGAUAGAUAAAUUACGGAAGAAAAAGUGAUAACGUGUUUGUAAAAUGUAAGCAUAUAUUUGGUUUGAAAAGGGAGUAUACACAUCAACUAAUUGAAAAUAAUAUUAGUUAUAGUUGCUUUUGUUUUUAAUUGGUCCAAUCAGCUAUUUUGAUACUGAUUUAAAUAAGCAUCAGGCUGUAUUUUCGUAGAAAUUGAGCUCUACCGUGGGUCAUUUUUUGUCUAUUGCGUGUUGUCCGAUUGAUUUACAUUUCUAUAUAAUGCUUAAGUAAUUUCUUCCGAAUAUUAAUAUUUACAAUAUAAUUAUUUACAAUAUAUUAUAUAACACUGACAAUGUACCAUUUAUGUUUGAAAGCGUACAAGCCAUUACGCAAUUAAUAUGCACUUUGUUACAAAAUAUAUUUUAAUAAUUGUUGUUUAUUUUUACAGAAUUCAAUUAUAUCUUAUUAUUCAUUUUUUGUAAUUACAUAAUUGAGCGAAACUAUGUUCCCCAAAAGAAUUAAAGAGACAACAGUGUUUUUGCAAGAAAAUUGUGAAACUUUGAAGCAGCAAGGUAUAACUCUGCAAGGAAUCGUUCUACAUACAAACACUUCCAUAUUUCUUACAUGUCAGAAGUUAAAAAAAUACGUACGAGGGACGUACAAAAAACGAAAAGGAAGAGAACGUAGAUGAAUUACAUAUCAGCGAAAAGAGUACGUGAUACAACAAAAAGUAUAACAUGAAAUUAAAGCCGAAAGAACAGUAUUUCACGUAAAUUUGGCACGAUGAUUGAAAAAAUCACUCUACAUAGCGUGAUGCGCUGAAAUUGCAAUUUUUAUUUCAACUCCAAAACUAACGAGUGCAUUAUUGAGAUAAAAAAGCGUUGCAAAGUAGUCGUUAUAGACUUUAAUAUGAUUUACUUCUUGUGCCAGUAAAACAAUUCCUCGCAAAGUUACAACAUUUUAAAGUUUGAACAUUUUUUUUGCAAGAAACUGCUGUCUUUUCAUUGUUUUGAAGAAUUUAUAUUUUAAAAAAUUUUGAAGGAAGAAAUUUUGCAUUGUAGGACUAUCUAAUAAAGGGAUAACUAGACGUUGGUAUGUGUAUGUCGAUACUUACUUUCAUUAAUGAAAGGUCAUUACUAAUGGAUUUAUUUGUACAAGCAAUAAGAUACGCAUUUUAGUCAUAUUCAGUAGUAACCGUCUCUAACGAUACUAACAAUGAGCAUAAUAAAUGCAUUCUAUAAAAGGCAACUUCCAGGUGUUAUGAUUCAAAGACAAAUUCUUAUCAGUGCCUUUCACUUCUUACUGAUUUCUUUAAAAAAAAAAUUGGAAAAUAUUUAUUUAGUACCUACAAUAAUGAUCCCUUUUGCUUAUAACUUUAUUAUCGCUAGUUUGAAAGUCGUAUAUUUUAUACAAGUUAUUUAGUAUUUACAUUCCGAAAUUACAUUGUGCAUGUUGGUAGAUACUGAAUAUAUGAAAAGCAAACAGAGAAAGUCAUGAAAAUGUCUACCGAAAUAAAAAUAUCAACGUUUGGUUGUCACAUUGUAAAAUCUACAAUAAUUUUUGUAUAAAAUAUUUUAUUUUGAAGCACAAAACAUAUCAUAAGCUACUGACCUCUGGAAUGUUAUAUCUUAUUACUUUUUUAUACAGAACGUUUCGAGUAAUUCAAUCUUACACGAAACAAUACACAGUUUUAUUUAAAGAAACAGUGCAUUCAGCAUACGAAGCUGGAUCCUCUUAUAUCAUUCAAUUUUUUCUUUUACUUUUUUUUAAUUUCUAAUAGUUAUCAAGAUAGGAGAAAUUGGAGCAAAUUUCUAUAUUUUUCAGUUUUUCGUUUCUACGAUUUUUACUUAAAUCAAUUAUGUAAAAACGAAUAUAUUAAUAUAUUCUUUCAAUUUUCUUCUUUAUAAUUUAUGAGUUUAUCUAAUGAAUACAAAAUGUAUUAAAUUGUUCCAUUCGAAAGCAAGGUGAUACGUGUAUAUAAUAUUUUGUUUUUACUGCUUUAAUUAUUU
Molecule: messenger RNA, 3570 nt
Organism: Megachile rotundata (alfalfa leafcutting bee)
Lineage: Eukaryota; Metazoa; Arthropoda; Insecta; Hymenoptera; Megachilidae
Product: methyltransferase-like protein 9
Source: RefSeq, a predicted model, not a curated record